Bacillus rossius redtenbacheri is the source of this 10247-nucleotide messenger RNA. Its product is annotated as ankyrin repeat and MYND domain-containing protein 2. The transcript has 5 exons. The record is from RefSeq and is a predicted model, not a curated record. Gene Ontology annotation, molecular function: protein binding. NCBI's taxonomy places the organism in Eukaryota, Metazoa, Arthropoda, Insecta, Phasmatodea, Bacillidae. Bases 95 to 1330 code for a protein of 411 amino acids.
UACUCGAAUGUAGAGAUGAGCGUACCCAAAUUGAGUGUGGUAUGGAUGGCAAGACUGUUUUUUAGCACAACAUUUUGUUUAACCGUAUUUGAAAAUGGCUUCUACAGAAGUGUGUAAAGCAGAGAAAGAUGUUUUUGAGAAAAUUGCGAAUAAUGACGCAAGUGGACUAAAAACUUUACUGCUGCAGAAUGAAAUAAAACCAGAUAUACUUGAUGAAAAUGGAAUGACACCAUUACAGCAUGCAGCUUACAAAGGAAACACAGAAAUAGCACAAAUGCUUUUGGAUCAGCCUGGCGACAUACAAACCGACCCUGGGUUGCAGGGAGCAGACGUGAACUCGGGAAGUCACGACCACGGCUACACUGCUCUGCACUUUGCAGCGCUCUCGGGCAACGCCGAGCUGUGCCAACUGCUGUUGAUGGCCGGAGCCAAGAAGGAUGCCGUCAACUCCGUCAAUCGCACAGCAGCACAGAUGGCGGGCUUUGUGGGAAAUCACAAUUGUGUUGCUGUCAUCAACAACCAUGUGCCGAAAGCAGACAUAGAAUACUUCACCGUCCCUCGUGGGAUAUUGGAGAAGGAGCCAAAACUGCCACCAGCACUUGCUACGCCUCUCCAUAAAUUUGUGAUGCAGGUAAACAUGCACCCGGUGCGGAUAGCGUUGAACCUGCAGAAGUUGCCGAGCCUGUGCGGGAGCCUGGACAGAGUGCAGAAGGUACUGCAGCUGAUGAGCGAGCGGGAGAUGAAGAGCGGCCCACGCACCAACGAGGUGAUGGCGUUCAAGUUCCACUACUUGUCGUUCGUGGUGGCGGAGGUGGCGAGCUGCGCCAAGCGGCAGCAGGCGCUGCAGGAGCGCAAGUCGCAGGCGCAGUCUGCUGAGAAGGACGGCGAAGAGAAACGCUCGGAUCCGGUCGAGCUGUUUGUCAGGAAGAUGUUGAAGAGCAGUCGUGCCGACCCUUCUGCGACGCCAGAGUUCCAGGAGAGCUUCAUGCGGGAGUGCGUGCGGGAGUUCCCGUUCCGGGAGUGCACCGUCUUCCGGCAGAUGGUGUCCACGCUGGCGCAGAAGGACUCCCCGCCGGCGGUGAGCGUCGUGUCGGGCGUCAUCAGCGGGCAGCGGGCGUCGGCGGAGCAGGACCAGGCGGCGUGCUGCUUCGCCUGCGGGCAGGAGGGGGCCCCCAAGAAGUGCAGCAAGUGCCGCGCGGUGCAGUACUGCGACCGCGAGUGCCAGCGCCUGCACUGGUUCGUGCACAAGAAGGUGUGCGCGCGGCCCUCGGGCAAGGCCGCCGCCUGCCCCUCCCCCCUGCCCUCGCUCCAGAGCCUCGAGGUGAAGUGAGACUGAUCCUUCCGCUGCACAGCACGGUGGCUCUAUUUUUACAUCACCUUGUUUUUUGCAUUUUGAACAGGAUGUCUAAUGGUCAUCAAAACAAUCAAUAGGGAUGUGCGAGUACCCGAUAUUUUCGGGUACGGUUCGAAUCCACAAUUACCCGAACCCGGAAUCGUUGUAAGUACAUGGAUUCGAACAGUAUUACGAUUAUUCACAAAAGUUAUAAAUUAAUUUAAUACGGCUCAAAAAUACUAGCAGUGAAAAAUAAAAUUAGGCUACUAUUACGUAAGUAUUUAUAAUAUGAUGUAUCAAAAAAAGAUAUGUAAAUUAAAUAAUUAACACAGUGUCAUUAAAAGAAUUUCGAGAGCUUAAACUAUAAUUACGAAUUUCGUCGUAUAGCUAACUAUAAACUAAAAACAAUUACAUACCUACAAGAAACAAACGUAUUGCUAUUUAUUGGAGAAAAAAAUGUUUCGUUUGCUGAAACGUUUAUAAAACUGAGAUUUCCCUGUGGCGUGCAGUUUAUUACGAUUGAGUUGGAGAAUCGAAUAUGUUUUGGUUUUCAUAUUUUAAAGUAUUAUUAAUUAAUUUUAUAUAAUUAUAAACAUUUCAAUCUCAGUCUAAUAAAUAAUUGCCAGUAGUUACAGUUAGAAAAAAGAAAAUACACAUUAUUUUUAAAUUAAUCAGUUAAUUUUAUUUUUCUGUGCUUAGUAUUCGGAAUCGGAUUCAUAUCUUAAAUAUUGCCAGGGAUUCGAAUCGGAUUCGAACCGAACUGAAAAUCAAGGAUUCGCACAUCCCUAACAAUCAAGAAACCAAAAAUUUUCACAGUUCGUCAUUACUGAAUUGUUCUUCAUACACUUGUUAAUUUAAUCAACGUUAAGAAAUUUGGAUGUUUUAAAAUUUGACUUAAAGUUGCAUCUCUUUUGUGAUGCACUUAGGGCCGGUUUUAUGACCCCCGGCAAAAGUUCCGGCUAAAAUUUAACCGCAGGCUAGCUCUUAUUUCGGUUUUCUGACUCCCUGUUAACGUCUACCUUCCAGUUAAAGUUCCGGCUAACCUAGCGGUUGGAUGAACCGGCCGCUAGCUGCUUAACCGGAGGCUAAGCAACAGAAAAUAAAAUGGCGAUGUAUCAGGCGAGAUUAGUUGUUGAUAGUGAUGAUGACUAUUUGAGGAAUUAUAUUGAAUAUUUGCAGGAUGCGAUGGAAUAUUUUAUUACUAAAUAUAAAAUGCUUCGCCGUAUUCGUCAAAGUUUUAUUAAAAAUUACAUGACAUGAAAGUGUAGUCACGCUUUUCUAUUCUCGUCGAGUCGUGUAUUAUUAUUUGACUUUAAUUGAUCACGAAGUACAUAAACGUAUGCAAUGUAUAUAAACUUAAACUAUAUAUCCUGCUUAAGAAUAUGUGUAAAUAAGUGAAUUUUAAAAUUGCAAAACGAGGGUUAUUAUUACCUAUAAAAUGCGUGUUUUCGUGGAAGUUGUAUCUGUGAGUUUUUAUUCAUAAUACAGUGGACAUAUGCCGGGAAUGAAAUGCACUUCAUACGACUUCAGACGUGGUUAUAAUUCAAUGAAUACAAUUGAAUGUGAAAAUAAAUGUUAACCCAAUUAUCCCUUCCCUAUCUUACAAACCUUUAGGUACUUAUUAUCUACCUGCCACGCAAGUGCCAAACGAAAACAGCACUGGAAUUAUUCUGUUUCCCGUAUCCAAGUUUAUCCCUUGAUCCUAUCGGCAUGACCCUUUAUAUGUUGGUCUUGUUUUACAUUAGACGUGCUGUUUUAAUUUAGAAUGUUGAAAAAUCCUGUACAUAACUUAAAAUACCUAACAUAUCACGAUACAAACAAAUUAUGUCAGGUCUUGUAAAAAUGUAUUUCUUUCGUAUACAUUUUACAAUCAUAAUUAUUUCCCCAGUGAAUAUAUCUAGGAUCUCUCGACCUACUAAAUUAAAACAGCAAGCAUCCUAUACCACAAACUAAUUCCAUCAGGAUCUGAUUAAUUUGGAUACGUGAUACGAAACUAUUAGUACAAAAAUGAAACCUACACCAGUGAAAUGAAAAUCGACAAGUAUUUUCCCGAAACAGGGUCUAUAAUUUUUGAUUAUGAAAUAAAUUUAUGAAAGAAAUAAGUGUUCUCUAGCAAAAAUGUAUUUAUUUGUUUGUAUAGAAUUACAUCGUUAGUUUUGGCUUAAUAUAUAACCUAACAAAAUCAUGAGUUUCAAUACAAGAGUAAAGUUGAAAACACACAGUUUUGAAUCGUAAAUUGUAAUUUUAUGGUUUAAUACAAAGCAGGUUUGACGUCGAAGUAGUUUUUGGUUAAUUUAAUUAUAUCUGUUGCAAGAUAAAGUUCGCGGCAUAUUUCUUUACUGCAGCUGUAAACUUCCAAAUCACAAUACAAACAAACAGCUGACUAACAUUCUACCAGAAAAAAAAACUGUCUCGCAACAAAAGUGACCAAAUUCUUGUUUAUUUCAUUACCAACACGCCCAUUAUUACACCACAUGCUUCGUCAGGUUCCGGUUAGCCAACCGCAGCCUAAGUAUGGGUCAUAAUCUCAUAAUACACCCCUCGUUCAUUAACCGGAGGCUAGCCUAACCUGAAGGCUAGCUAACCUGAAGAUUUAGCCGGAGGUCAUAAUACCGGCCCUUAGGGUUACUUCAGAACUGCUAUAAAAAAAAUUAAAAUAAAAAUUUGAUCCAACAUAUUGUAGCAAGCACAAAUAACUGCAGUUGAAAAUAACCUUGUGAAAAGAAACCAAUUGUUUUGCUAAGGGGUGAAUGUAAAAUCAUUUGGCAUAUAAUUUUUACAUUGAUCUCAGUUGUUUAGUAUGAAAAUACAAAUACAUACAUAUAUGGAAAGGUCAGAAACAAGAUGCUAAUUUAUAUUUUGCAGUCCAUUAGACAUCAUGUUGAAGCAGGAUGUUUGCAAACACACACUAAAUAUUUAUGGAAGUAAUUCCUUAUGAAUAUUGAGGUAGAGUUUAACAUUUAGCUGUCUAGCUCAAUUUCUGCAGGUGAUAUUUGCUCUUGAAAAUUAGUUUAUUUAUUUAUUAUGAAAAUGGUAUUUGUGAAUAAAUCACGUAAACAGUUUGAACUGCUGUUCAAUAAUCAAGGUUUUGUUCCGUGAAGUUGUGAACCCUUCUAACAAUUUUUUAUAAUUAUAGGAGAGGGGCACUUUUUUAUUUCAUUUUGUAUUAUUUUGUUCUGAAUUGUUGAAAUUGAUGACCUAACAAACUAAACACCCCCUCUUGUUGCAGCUGCCUAGGAAAUGCAGUUUCUGUAUGUAACGACUUCCAUUGCAUGUACCUAUGUCACUCUGGCGUAGUCUUCACACAAUUAUUUUCAAAUGUCGUUAUAAGCUUAGAAAUACCUAUUAAGGAAUGCCUUUCACAGCCCUAAACACUGAAUAUUUCCAGAUAUUGAUGCUAGCAUUCCUGAAUUAGUACAAGAGUUAGGAAAUAUACCGUGUUUUCUCGCAUAAUCGUCGCACAUUUUAUUCUAAAAUCAAGUUUGAAAAGUAAGGAUGCAACAAUUAUGCGGUUUUUUUUUUUUUUUUUUUUAACAAAAGUUAUUCAUAAAAAAACCUUCAUGGAAAUUACGUUUAUUUAAAAAAAAAAAAAAAAAAAGGUGGAGUAUACAAGAGCAUGCCAAACAAUUUAUAUUAAUAAUUCAUUAAACAAAAAUUUUCUUCAACUUUAAACAGAAAACCCAAACUGUAAUGCGAAAACACAAGCCACUUGAAUCUGCAACGUGAACUAAUGUCGUAGUACACGCAUGCUACGAAAAAAUGUGGGCCAUCAAAUGUAGUUAACUCGACAGAGAGAGCGCGCUGCAUGCAAUCUGCGAGAUAUCGAUAUUCGACUACGUGCGCGCGCUCUAUACGGGAAGCAACAUAAUCAAAUAUAAAUGAUGCAACUCGCACUGGCUACACGUUCAUAAGCGGUACACCGCGGCGACGCAGACGAUCAGAUAAAAAUGUAACAUUUAAAAACGUCUUUAAAAGAAAAUUUACAUGUCAGACAACUUCGUAUUUCUGUUAAUUAAAUAAGUAAGUGGUAAUGUCCGAAUAAAUAUUAAAUUUCUACUUCAAAAUACGUAGUUUUAUACGGAAAAGAUAUCUACACCGGUACACCGCGGCGACGCAGACGAUCAGAUAAAGAUAAUAACGUUUAAAAACAUCUUUAAUAGAUAAUUUACACGUCGGACAACUUUGUAUUUCUGUUAAUUAAAUAAGUAAGUGUUAAUUUUCGAAUAAAUAUUAGAUUUCUACUUUAAAAUACAUCGUUUUAUACGGAAAAGAUACCUACAGUACACAAAGCGCCCGGCAUCUAGUAGCGGGACCAAAAACAUAAUUCGAUGUUUAAGCGAGAAGUUUUUUUAUCCCAAUUUUGACGGCCAAAAAUAUAGGUGCGACGGUUACGCGCAUGCGACGAUUAUGCGAUAAAAGAGGGUAAGACAAAUAAAAUGCUGCAUAUGGGAGAGAGGGAAAUUACAUAAUAAAGAUACCGAAACAGCAGGCCUAGACCCAGCUUCUAAUUUUGGGAAGGGUUUAUGCAGGGCCGAAGUGAAGGGAAGGAUCUCCAGGAAUCAGGCACCAAGCACCAGGUUGAGCUUCAGAAUAUGUUUCAUACUAGUCUGGUAAUAAAAUCCUUUUAGAAACCUAACAAGUUAUCCAGUAUGAGCAUAUCACAUUUACAGUUAUGGUCUCUGUAACAAAAAAAAAAUAUAUAUAUAUAUAUAUAUUUUUUUUUUUUUUUAAUUGUGGGGUUUGAAAAAUUGUACAUUUAUUAAUAGGGAGGGAGCCUCCCCCCUUCCCCCUUCACUCCUGCGGGCCCUGCGUUUCUCUUGGCGGCCCUGGGCAUAUGACCGAAGGCUUUAGGGUAAAUUUGGAAUACCUUCCAGCUAAUGGGAAGUCCAAAGUCUUCAAAAUAUUGCCUAAAAGGUUAUUUUAAGGCAUUUCUGAAAUCUUGAAAUAUCAGAACUAUGGAGUAUAUUGUUUUUCUAUCGCUAGUGUGGGAGUUACGAACAGGAAGGGCGAUUGCUCCCAUAGUACCACCGUAACACUGCUACUGUCAAACAGUUAAGGUUUUGUAUUGCUAGUUUAUUUGAAGCUGUGUUUUUAAUUAGUUCCACCCCUACUUUCCCAACCAAAUAUUAGUGUAAAAUGUUUGACAUUUCGUUAUCUUGCUGGUACUUGUGGCAAGCUCUUCGCCUAAUGCAGCCUGCUGUAUGCUGCGAAUUCCCGCCAAAUAAACCGCAGAAUUCUCAUGUAACUGCUGCAAACCACAAAUUUCAACAUUAGGAAUGUUUUGGUACGUUAAGCAAUAGAUGUGGAUCAACUCCAUAAAAUAACCAUAACACAAUUUUGAAUGCAAAAAGGUUUUUAUAGGGUAAAGAUAGUUGUACAAAGGAACAUUAUCUGCAGUAUUGCUGUUAGAUUUCAAAUAUAUUUUUUUAACAUUUGGCACAAAUACUAUUCCUGAAACUGGAGUUUCAAAGACAAAUAGUAUUAUGUCAUCUUUAGGAAUUGAGCGAGGCUCUGAGAGUAUUACAUAAACUCUACAUCAGUAUCCAUGGGAAACCACCACCCAAAGUUUUUAAAAUUGGGUUUACAAACCAGCUGUUGUAUAAACAUUUUGCAACAUUUGUUUAGUUUUUAAAAUUAUGAAAUGGAGGUUAAUGUACUUGUUUGGAAAAUGGAACUGUGGUUUUUGUAAUAGUUGUAGUGGAAAUUAAAAACUAUGCUGGAGAUGUUCGUGAGUUGGACUAUAAGUAAUAGCAAAUCUGGUUUGUAUGUUUUCUCUUCUCUGGUUGCAGCAUAAUAAGUGGACAGUAUGUAAAGGACAGCACUUAAAUAUUUUACAAGGAGUAUCAUAGAAUAUUGCUGCAGUAGACUGUACAAAUAAUUGUAGUGUAAAACGUGUACUUUUUUAGUUAUAUUUGUGAGUAGAUGUGGACUAACGUAUUUCUGAGAGUUGUUUAAAUGUAGUGUUUCAUUAGUGGUAUGUAUUCUCUGAGUUUUGAUACUAACAGUUAAUGGUCUAAUUUGUACUAAUUUGUCAUUUUCAUGAAACCUGCCAAUUACUGCAUAUUUAUACUGUUCAUAGCUUCAUGUAGUCGGGAAUGAAAAUAUAAAAACUAUAAACUUUUAACUGACAAGUAACUUGCCAUAAUCAAGAAAAGUUCACACAUGAUUUUAUUAAUUUUUUUCUUUGUUCAGUAUUUGGCAGUAUAAUUUUUUUUUUCAAUGGGUAUUCUUGUGUAAAUGAUGUUGUCAUAACGAUCUCCUGAACAAAAUAAUGCAAUGUUGCGUGGUUUAUAGUAUGGUUAGUUAGAAGUUUUGUGACUUGGGUAAAUCAGAACAAAUUUUCCUUUCAAAAGUGCACACACAAACAUUCAAGCAGUUCAUGAAUGCAGCAGUAUUUUUUAGUUGUACCAAGCAGUGAGUUCACGAGCUUAGCUGCAAGCCAUCCGGCUCACUUAAGCCCAAUCGGCGGCGUGCUGCUGAAAGAGGCAACACGUCAGUCAGUACGCCUUCCCUCCAGCACAAUGGGCCCACAGUCUUCCUCCUAUCAGACCUUACUGGCCCAUUCCAUUCCAUUCCAUUCCUUUAACUUGCUUGAUAUUUAUGUUUCUGUCUUUUAUGUGAAGGUCUUCCAGGAAAAUAAGGGAUAAUGUGUUUGUGGCCAUAAAGUUGUUCGUUUAGUUGCAGCAUGAAAGUAAAUUCCUAUUUAUUAUGAUUUUUAAAAUAAGUUAUGCCCCUGAGUAGUGGGAAGCAAAAAUUAAGUCGAAACUAUGUCAGGUAAAAAUGGAAAUAAAUAAUUCAGGAAGUGAAAAAAACAGAGAAGUAGCAUGAAAAAUUACUGUUCUUUUUUUUUUUUUUUUUUUUAAUUACUGAUUUUUAUUAAUUUAAUACAUAAAUAAGUUAGUGUGGAAGACAAAAUAAAAUAAUAAUACAAAUUUGUGAUGCUUAGCAAUUUGACAUGAAUUUUCUUAAUUUGAAUUGAGAUGGGCCAGUUUACUUGAAAACCAAUUUUUAUCCGAACAGCUUAUCCAAAAAAAGAAAUAUCUGUUUUGAUUUUGAGUUAUUCUGAUUUACAUACAGCAUAUAAAUACUUUAUAACAGCCAGAAUUGGUGGUAUUAAGUUAAAAUUUAUAUUUAUGCAAGAAUUCUAUGUACUAAUAUAAAUACAUAUGAUUCGUCAAAAGUUCAACUAAAGAUUGCAGGGUGAAGGAAAAUUGAGCAUGUAUUACUCUUGAUGCUGUUACAUUUUUAUCAUUCCAUGCAGUACAUAUUUGGUCAGAUUCAAGAUUAAAAACUAUAGGCCCAGCUUCUGGUAAGGGAUGACUUACACUACAUAAACAAGUUUACUCAUAAAUUAUGGCAUAUAAUUGGAAAAACAUCAGUAUACAGUGGUAUUUUAUAUUUUUAGGAUUUCUCGAUGCAGUGAAAAUCAUUUAUGCUUAUAUUUUGUUGGUUGGUCAGUUAUAUUUUAAAUGAAUGUUCAAACGAUCAAUAAUUGGUAGUCCUAGUUACUAUUACUUUUCUAAAUAUCACAAACAUAAAAUUUUACUAAAGCCUGUUGUGAAUGCUGGAUAAUUUCUGUCAUAUAUUAAAUGGCAGGGAGGUUAUUUUAAAAAUAUGCAAGAAAACUUUUAAAUUACAAUUCAUUUGUUUAGAACAAUUAAAAUGCUGUUAUGUAACUGCUGUUAUUGAAAAAACUUAUUUAUUUUGACAGUUUUUCUUGAAGGCAAAACCUAGAGCUUGAAUGUUUGUGUUAAAAAAUUUGAUAAACAUUAACAAGUAAAUUUUUCUUCAAAAGGAACUGUUUUGUAUAAUUUUGUAUAGUGCAUGAUUGACCAAAGCCAUUUAUAUUUGCUCAUUUUUCUUGAUGUUGUAGGUUUUAAAUUGUUUGUAAUAUUUGAUACGUUGUAAUUAUUCAUUAGUCUGUUUUGUGUUUUUAAUGUAUCAGGUGUCCACAUUCGGGAGAAUCGGGAAGUUGGAAUUGGUAAGGGAAAGUCUGGGCUUUUACUUGUAAUACUGGCAGUCAUGGAAAUUCCCACAGUGGUAGUAAUUAGUACGGGCUGAAAAAAUUAGCAUCUAUUUUAGUAUAUAUUUUUUUAUAAAGUGGCAUCUAUUAUUGUGAAGUUAGCAUUUUGUUUUAAACAUAAUAUUUACAUACAUUUUGUACAAACAUUUUGAAAAUUUUCUAAAGAAAUACAUAGCAUUUAUGUGGCAUUUUAUAAAGGAUAUUUUUACAAAAAAAUGACAUUUCAAAUUAAUUUAUUUUAAAAAAUAAUAAUUUCUUUAGAAAAUUAGUUAAAAUAGGAUUUAUCUUUAUAAUUAGCAAAAAAAAAUAUCUUCUAUUGUGUAAUCAACAAAAACAAUAAAUCAUUAAUAGUAUGAUGCUAAUAUUCUGAACCCCUAGUAAUUUGAGGGUAAAAUGCCAUUCUCCUAUCUGCCUUCACCUAGACUGUGAGAGUCUUUUUGAGAUGGUGGUGUAUUAUUAUUUUUUUAUUUUAUAUUAGUAUUAUGCACACUAUUAUAUGAUGUAUUCAAGGUUCUAUUCAAAUGUUAAUUUUUGUUAUAUAAUUCCAAGCCAUUUUUGAAGGCUGAAUUUGUAUUAUUUUUUCAGGAAAUAGCAAAAUAGGUAAAUUAUUUUUUUGAAAAAUAGUUCGAAAAUUUAAAGUUUGGUCAGGGAAAAGUCAGGGAAAUUUUAUUGCAGAUUUGUGUGGACAUACUGUAUGCUAUUUUGUAGUGAUUAAUUUUGUCAUUAGUGUAUUUUUAUAAUUCAUCAGUGAGUUCUGCUGUACAUUUGAUAUUUUCUCUAACUUUUGUGUGGUUUCUAGUCUUUUAUGUAAAAAUUGUGUCAUUUUUUUUUUAAUUGUUAGCACAUGUAACUUAGUUUAUUAUGCAAGUGAAAUAAAAUACCCACCUUGGU